Messenger RNA from Fonsecaea nubica, 705 nucleotides. RefSeq lists its product as hypothetical. The transcript is spliced from 3 exons. Bases 1 to 705 code for a protein of 234 amino acids. The record is from RefSeq and is a predicted model, not a curated record. Lineage: Eukaryota; Fungi; Ascomycota; Eurotiomycetes; Chaetothyriales; Herpotrichiellaceae.
AUGGGCAAACUUAGAGAUUCCACCUCUCCGCCCAAUAGAGGUGGAUCGAGCACAUUCCCGCGCAUGGAUCCCCCACCUCCCUACGAAGAGUCCUCGCGCUCCUCCUCCGCACAUAGCAAUGACCGACUGCAGCGAGACGAAUCUCCUCAGCCGCAGAGCGAGGCUGCUCAGCAAGCGGCGUCACAUCCGGAGACAAGCCCGCAGCAGGCUGCGUCUGCGUCUGCAUCCGCGGGAACUGAGUCCUGUCAAAAGAGACAGGUCGAGGAUGGCUGCUGUACCUUUGGAGAUGGCGCCUCAGGGUGUAUGGUCGUUGGCGACCACGCCGAGGGAUGUCUAAAUUAUGGCGAUCACGCCGAAGGCUGUCUGAAUUACGGCGAUAAUACAAGUGGCUGGCCUGACAGGUCCUCUGCGCGAAACGUCUGUGGUGAUUCCGACAGAACAACGAGGCUGACAUUUCUUUCCUCGACACAGUCUGAGCUACAAGUCAAGAGACGGGUGUAUGCUUUGGAAGGCAACCGCCGGCGGGGUGUUGUCAAUGCGGCUGAUUCACAUAUGGUUUCGCCCGACGAGCGGGCCAUGAAUGAGAUCCACGCAGCUAUUUCAGGUUUAUUUAUCACGCGACCAGUUACGAGGUCCUUGCCCGCGAUAUUCGUGGCGUUUUGGAAAAUCUGUCCCGAGCUUGAAUGUGUGAUACCACCCAGUUAA